Parnassius mnemosyne (clouded apollo) is the source of this 540-nucleotide messenger RNA. NCBI's taxonomy places the organism in Eukaryota, Metazoa, Arthropoda, Insecta, Lepidoptera, Papilionidae. The record is from the annotation of a GenBank genome assembly.
AUGUCUUUUCAAUCCCCUAUGCCCAGCAGGGAGUUUUUAUGGGAUAUCUUUAGAAGAGUUGAUAAAGACCGCAGUGGGUAUAUAUCAGCUGAUGAAUUGCAGCAAGCACUCUCCAAUGGUACAUGGAAUCCUUUCAACCCAGAAACUGUCAGACUUAUGAUUGGAAUGUUCGACAAGCAAAAUAGGGGCGUUAUAUCGUUUGAAGACUUUGGAGCUCUAUGGAAGUAUGUCUCAGAUUGGCAGAACUGCUUUCGUUCAUUUGACAGAGACAAUUCAGGAAACAUUGACAGGCAAGAAUUGAAAAAUGCACUCACUGCAUUUGGAUACAGAUUAUCUGAUGAGAUUGUUACAAUUAUGGUGCAAAAAUUCGACAGAUUUGGCCGUGGCACAAUAUUGUUUGAUGAUUUCAUUCAGUGUUGUAUUACAUUAUAUACUCUCACCUCGGCAUUCCGACAAUUCGACACUGAUCAAGAUGGUGUUAUAACUAUACACUAUGAACAAUUCCUCAAAAUGGUGUUUGGUCUUAAGUGUUGGCCGUAA